AUGAACACUCCCAAAGCUUUGACCUCGUUGCUGGAUGCCCACCUUGGGCCUUAUUCAGAGGAAAAGUACGUUAGUUUACGGCGUGAAUAUACCCCAGUCGAGAUCAAUCUCGUCAUCUACCUUCUCGACCAGGUUCUUUUGACGACGGAGUCUGAGACCAGGGCAGCAGAGCCGGAUAAUCCUCUGUUCCAGAUUCGAGCCAUCAUGAGCGCUAUCAUAUGGACAUCCAAGCUUUUCAGACCAGAAUGGGAGUGGCAAGACAAGUUGCUUAUGAAGGGAGACCGAGAAACUCUCAGAAGGGGGUUGAAUUGGCUUGACAGCAUUGAGCAAUUGUCAUUUCUCAGCGGGGAGCCGCUUGAACGGGAAGAAGAUAUUCAAAUUUUGAAUGGACUUUGGGAUUGGUUCGAGAAGCACAACGAGCGACCGAUCAGAUUAGCGUUUGCAAUGGCGAAGCGCGGUGUGUUGCGAGAUAUCGCAACGGCGGACAAAUACGGUGACCUCAGAUACGUCCUUCAUCCAUUUCUCGACGCCCUGAGAUGGUCGUGCAAGACUGUACCAAUGUCGCUCGUUCCAGAGACUACUCGUUGA
Messenger RNA from Penicillium subrubescens, 588 nucleotides. RefSeq names its product RelA/SpoT. The record is from RefSeq and is a predicted model, not a curated record. The coding region runs from base 1 to 588 and encodes 195 amino acids. Lineage: Eukaryota; Fungi; Ascomycota; Eurotiomycetes; Eurotiales; Aspergillaceae. The transcript has a single exon.